UUGGGACAUAAGUUAGGAAGAUUUACUAAACCUAAACUGGGGUUUAGUGAAGGUAAAAUGAUUCAACCCCCAGUGUGCGUGGGUGUGUGUGUGUGUGUGUGAGGGCUCAUCCAGCUGUGAGUCCAGACCCGCCCAUUCAUCGAAAGCGCCCGGGGGUCCUCCGAUGUGGAUUGACCGGCCUGUCAUCCAAUGAAAACCCGCCAAAGCGUGACUCACCCUCCACUGUUUCCAAUGGAAGCGCCGCGGAGAGGCGGGCCACAGGAAGCACACUUGGUUGAAUGGCCAUUAAAGCUGCAAUCAGCGGUAAAAACAUGCUAUGAUGCCGCGCUCGAAACAGACACCGAGCGGUUUGUCCGAUGCUGCGAGCGCGCACAUUGGCACCGGGUAGAUACUUAAUGAAAUGCUGCCGCACAGUCGCGGUUUCGUUGCGCACGGAGUCAGGCUACAAAUGAAAUCCGGAGUCGCUCUCUGGGGGAUUGGACAGUGAUGGACAGCUGUUGGACACUGAUUCGGCGCAGAGUGUUAACUGACCGUGCGGCGAUAAACUGACCGUGUGGUGACACAGGGCUGUACUAUGGAGCAAGGAGCUGUUGUUCGCUGCUGCUGCUGCUGCUGCUGCAGGAGGAGAAGGAGGAGGAGCGGCUGAGUUUUCUCCUGCGCUCUGAUCAGCGCAAGUGUGCGAGGAUCGUGAUGAUGCUUUUUGGCCAAACGUGAGGCUCCACUGUCAUCCACGCUGCAGUGUUUGGUCAGUCCAGGUGAAUUCAGACUUGACGGGACCAGAUACGAGCUGCCAACAUGACGCUCGCUUUUAUUAUUUCUCCCAAAGCGAUUAUUUUUACACAAACCGUUUACAAGAGGACAGCAAACAUGUCCGCAGAUCUAACGGGUGUACGGCGUGAUUGAUGGUGUUGCGCUACGAUGAUGAUCUCCAGGGAGGAUCUGAUUUGUGAAAUGGCUUUAAACAUCUACAACACCCGCUGCCGUGCAGCCUCUCAGUGGAUGGCAGUUAAUUGGGCCCAAUGAUGUGGAGACAAAUCCACCUGGACUAUAAUGUUCCCUCCUCUCUGCGAAACUGACUCCUCUGUGACUUUUGCGCAUGUUCAAUAGUUUUUUUUUAUUCCCAGAGCUUUUAUCACUCCUGCUAAUUGUUUUUGCAUAAUCCCAUUUCAAAAUAUUGUUUUGCCACUUUAGUUGGAGAGUAAAUAUGUGGCAUAUUGUAGGUUAUUGACACUACUUUUUAAGAUUGGAAGAGUUUUGAUUGCGGCCAAAUAUGGGAUAUUCAACUUACAACAGGCAUUUGUUGCCCCUCAUUUUUGGGACUUAAUAGUUUCCUGACAUUUUUUGUCACUGGAGCAAAAGUUAUCCUUAUUGAAGCACAUUGUGUUCACAUUGCGAUGUCCAGAUCUAACAGUGUCAGCCCACCCGGAGUUGGUGCGCCUGGUUUGAGGGGAGGGACCGAGCUCAGAUCAGCGUGGGGAGAGUCUGAGUCCGUGGCCAACGGGUGCCCAUACUCAGCCAGAUCCCCGCGCAAGAAGCUCACCCGGACUAACAGUCGGUGGAGAGACGACGAUGAUCUGGAGCACCGGCAGCCCGGGCGCGCCACCACGACCGUCAGCAGGGUCAGCUUCAGGUCCAGGUCGGCUUGGCAGGACCAUGGCGAGGAGAACCGAGAGCGCGCGUCCCCUAAACGUCCAGACGACGAGGUGAGACCCAAGUCUGUGGAGCUGGGUCUGGAGGAGCGGAGAGGCAAGCACCCGAGGACCAACGAGGAGGAGGUCAUGCCCGAUGUGAACUUUUCUUUAGUGGCGUGCUGCACCGGCGUCAUGCACAUUUUCAAAUCCAAGAAAUUCCAGUCGGAGAAGUUGGAGCGGCUCUACCAGCGCUACUUUUUCCGCCUCAACCAGAGCAGCUUGACCAUGCUGAUGGCGGUGCUGGUGCUGGUCUUCACGGUCAUGCUGGGCUUCCACUGCUCCGGUGGACCAGCGAGGCCGAGCGUCACGUUCGUGGUGGUGUUUUCUGUUGCCAUUUUCCUCACACUCGUACUCAUAGUGGUGUGCAACAGGAACGGGUUCCACCAGGACCAUAUGUGGAUUGUGUGUUACGUGGUGAUCCUUCUGGUGCUGGUGAUCCAGGUGAUCGGGGUGCUGCUGGUACAGCCCAGAAGCGCCUCAGAGGGAAUCUGGUGGACCGUGUUCUUCAUCCAUGUCAUCUACACUCUGCUGCCGGUCAGGAUGCGCGCCGCAGUCAUCACUGGAGUUAUACUUUCUGCCAUCCACGUGGCUGUUUCCUGGGUUUUAAACGGCAUGGACAGCUUUCUGUGGAAGCAGAUAGUUUCCAACGUGCUAAUCUUCUCCUGUACCAACAUCGUGGGAGUGUGCACCCAUUACCCCGCCGAGGGCUCCCAGAGGCAGGCCUUCCAGGAGACAAGGGAAUGCAUUCAAGCUCGCCUUCACUCCCAGAGGGAAAACCAGCAGCAGGAACGUCUCCUGCUCUCAGUGCUUCCCCGCCAUGUUGCCAUGGAGAUGAAAGCUGAUAUAAACGCCAAGCAGGAGGACAUGAUGUUUCACAAGAUCUACAUCCAGAAGCAUGACAAUGUCAGCAUCCUAUUUGCAGACAUCGAAGGUUUCACCAGUCUGGCUUCCCAGUGCACGGCACAGGAGUUGGUGAUGACCCUCAAUGAACUUUUUGCCCGUUUUGACAAACUGGCAGCGGAGAACCACUGUCUACGCAUCAAGAUCCUGGGAGACUGCUACUACUGUGUGUCUGGGUUGCCAGAGGCGAGGGCCGACCACGCCCACUGCUGUGUGGAGAUGGGCUUGGACAUGAUUGAGGCCAUCUCGCUGGUGCGGGAGGUGACUGGCGUGAAUGUGAACAUGCGAGUGGGUAUCCACAGCGGCAGGGUCCACUGUGGGGUGCUGGGACUCAGGAAGUGGCAGUUUGAUGUCUGGUCCAAUGACGUCACAUUAGCUAAUCAGAUGGAAGCUGGGGGCCAAGCUGGACGUAUUCACAUCACUAAAGCCACUCUAAAUUACCUGAAUGGGGACUAUGACGUGGAGCCAGGAACAGGAGGAGAAAGAAAUGCCUACCUGAAGAAGAACAACAUAGAAACCUACCUUAUUGUGGGCUGCAGUCAAAAAAGGAAAGAGGAAAAGGCGAUGAUUGCCAAAAUGAAUCGACAAAGGACUAAUUCUGUCACACACAACAGUGGACACUGGACUGACCGUCCAUUCUACAACCAUCUGGGCGGAAAUCAGGUCUCCAAGGAGAUGAAGAGGAUGGGAUUUGAAGACCCCAAGGACAAGCAUUUCAUUUUCAGAAACACACAAGAAAACCUGAACCCCGAAGACGAAGUGGACGAGUUCCUCGGCCGCGCAAUUGACGCACGCAGCAUUGACCGUCUGCGCUCUGAACAUGUCAAGAAGUUCCUGCUCACCUUCAGAGAGCCUGACCUGGAGAAAAAGUACUCCAAACAGGUGGACUCGAGGUUCGGGGCCUAUGUGACCUGCGCCUCCCUCGUCUUUCUCUUCAUCUGCUUCAUCCAGAUCGUCAUUGUUCCACCCUCCAGCCUGAUGAUCGGCUUCUUCAUCACCUGUCUCAUUAUCCUGACGGCUGUUAUGUUCGUCUCGGCUGUUUACUGCUGUUUUGGGCUGUUUCCAGUCCCUCUGCAGAUGCUUUCAAAGAGAAUAGUCCAGUCGAGACUGAACAGCACGAUCGUGGGCGUCUUCACUCUCAUCGUUGUUUUUCUGUCUGCUUUCAUCAACAUAUUCACCUGCAGCAGCCUGGACCUGCGCAGUUGCAUCACAGCAGAGCUCAACAUCAGUCUGGACAGUGUGAACUCCUGCCACGCCUACAUCCUUAACUACAGCCUGGACACACUGCACAGCCCCUGUAGAGAUGACGGUCUCAUCUGCAGCUUUCCCGAGUACUUCUCGUCGUGCGUGCUGCUGAGCCUGUUAGCCUGCUCAGUCUUCCUGCAGGUCAGCAGCAUCGGCAAACUCUUCCUCAUGCUCUUCAUCGAGCUGCUCUACAUUGUUAUCAUGGAAGUGCCCAAAGUGAGCCUCUUUGACAACCAGGACCUGCUGGUCAUGGCCAACGCUAUCAACAUUGCCGAGCACAUGAAUGGAACAAGCUGUGUGGUGGACUCCAAGGUCCCACUGAAGAUCAUGACCCCGGUCAUCAUCACCGUCUUUGUUCUCGCGCUCUACCUUCAUGCCCAGCAGGUGGAGUCCACAGCCAGACUGGACUUCCUCUGGAAGCUGCAGGCCACUGAGGAGAAGGAGGAGAUGGAGGAGCUGCAGGCCUACAAUCGCCGCCUGCUCCACAACAUCCUUCCCAAAGACGUCGCUGCGCACUUCCUCCAGCGCGAGCGGCGGAAUGACGAGCUGUACUAUCAGUCGUGCGAGUGCGUCGCGGUCAUGUUCGCCUCCAUCAGCAACUUCUCCGAGUUUUACGUGGAGCUGGAGGCCAACAGUGAGGGAGUCGAGUGUCUGAGGCUGCUCAAUGAGAUCAUCGCAGACUUUGAUGAGAUCAUCAGUGAGGAUCAGUUCCGUCAGCUGGAGAAGAUCAAGACCAUCGGCUCCACCUACAUGGCGGCGUCCGGCCUCAACGACUCCACGUACGACAAGGCCGGGCGCUCACACAUCCGCGCUCUGGCCGACUACGCCAUGAGACUGAUGGACCAGAUGAAAUACAUCAAUGAGCACUCCUUUAACAACUUCAAGAUGAAAAUAGGUCUUAACAUUGGCCCUGUGGUUGCCGGGGUGAUCGGGGCCAGGAAGCCACAGUAUGACAUCUGGGGAAACACAGUGAACGUGGCCAGUCGCAUGGACAGCACAGGCGUACCAGAGAGGAUCCAGGUAACCGCUGACCUUUACCAGGUGCUGAGCUCCUACAACUACACACUGGAGUACAGAGGCGUGGUCACAGUCAAGGGGAAAGGAGAGAUGAUGACCUAUUUCCUCACCAGUGGACCCCCCAGCAGUUAACCUACACUUGGGGACAAACGAGACCCAUGUGGGUGAAGCGCCAUAACUCUGCCUCUCUUAUAACAAGCAGCCUCAUGGACCUCUGAGGACAAGUGACGCGUCUCUUCUCACCGCGCAGAAACCCUCCUAAAACCCACUGAGGCCACAACGAGUCAGGAUGAGAAAACUCAUCCCAAAAGCUCGGCUUGCGGAGGAGACUGAGUGGGAGGGGCCAAGCAAGCCUGACUCUGACAGGGAGACCAAAGAUGUCCAGCUGGAGUGCAAAGACAGAUUUCACCAGCCAACGCGAGGUCCUGAUGGAAAAAUGUUCUCCAAGAAAUUAGAUUUGCUUCCAUCUGCCAGAUUUUUCUGACAGGUUUGGACAAACCCGCAGGACGACAUAAAAAAACGGUGUCACUUCCUCUAUCGCUCUGCCUUUCUCCUGCUGACGUACGCGUGCACAUGUAAAACACACAGUUUUAUGUGUCUGUAUAUGAUUUUGUGUCAUGUAUGUAAAACACAUGUUUUUGUCCAUGUUGUGGUGAUGCAGGUACAAAUCUCACAAAGUGUGGACUCUCACCACAGCUGACGCCACAACACUCCCCGCGCUUGGAUCAGUCUCUCUGAUCACGGCAGCGAUUAUUGGAUUAGGUGUUAUAGGCAUUGCACUAAGUUGUGUUUUAUCAGUGAAGAGCGAGCGCUGCAGGCGAGGACGUCCCUCAGAGACAGCUUGGACUCUGUUUUUGUAUAAAUAGACAGAGAAAAAAAAAUGCUCCACAGUGUUUACAGAAAGCCUCCCAUCAGAUUUAUGAAAUGACAAAGUCACACUGCAGUAUCAACGUCGUACACACUAAGAGGAUGUCAACGAAGAGCUUUUUCUAAUCUUUGACAUUUUGUAUUUUGACUUCAGAACAACAAAACCCCCUAUCAGAUAUUUUAAGAUUCUAUAUUUUGUACAUUAAUAUAUUAGAGAGCUAUCUAUAAACACCAAUGUGUAUUCAGAUGUACAUACACUAUCACUCUCAUGUCUGGAUUUCAGAAACCCUCACUUGUGUUGCCUGGUCGUAAAAGUGGAGCUGACACACCAUUAACUAAGACACCCUAAAUACCCCUUUUUUUUGUUUUAGUUUGGUUUCUUUUACUCGCUCUUUUCACCAAAUCGAGCAUUUCUGAUGCGCAGGAAGUCGUUUCUGAUGAUUUCUCUUAACUUUUGCGUUUUCUCACAGUGAGGAGGAGGCUUUAAACCGAGCCAGGGCGCACGGGACAUGAGGACAAGGACACAUCAGCCUCGGUGCUCAAAAAGCCAUUUUGCAUUCAUCCACCCACCACACAGCUCCACACCCCCCCCCCCCCCCACAUCCUCCUCUCUUGCUUGCUCAAUCAGAUGGUACGACCCAAUGAAUGUCCAAUGAUCUCCGAUGAGGCCUUUAACAUGAACUCUGAACUAAUGAUUGUGAUGAUACUCAUCCUGUGGUCAGGGAAAGACAAGCUCAUAAGGAAAUCUGCCCGUUUUACUGUAUUUUUCAUUCCCUAUCAGUGUGUUUUCAGCAUUACAUACAUUACUCAUUACACAUCAUUUGACCAAACUGUCUUCAACAUGGCUGUCCUAUUGGAUUUCAGUGAAACAAAUCACUACAGCUAGUUCUGUUUGUCUUGGCUGAGUCACAGUGUCAGGUUUUCAUAUACAACAUACAUGAGGUGGAUGCUUAAAGGAUAAGGAUAACAUUAUUCCAUUUGUUUUAAUGGUCAACACACUGAAAAUCUCAUGAAAACAACAAAAUCAACAAUGUUGUAGUUUCUGACUUUCUCUGAUUCAGAGAGGAGUAAAUGGGAUUAUUUAUGUAUAAUUUAAUACACAUUCCUUGAACAUGGGUUUCACUUUAAGGUCCGGUGUGUGACAUUUAGGAGGUUUUAUGAGCA
Molecule: messenger RNA, 6884 nt
Organism: Solea solea (common sole)
Lineage: Eukaryota; Metazoa; Chordata; Actinopteri; Pleuronectiformes; Soleidae
Gene: adcy5
Product: adenylate cyclase 5
Exons: 21
Coding region: 1395-4985 (1196 amino acids)
Biological process (GO): adenylate cyclase-activating G protein-coupled receptor signaling pathway; intracellular signal transduction; adenylate cyclase-inhibiting G protein-coupled receptor signaling pathway
Cellular component (GO): plasma membrane
Molecular function (GO): adenylate cyclase activity
Source: RefSeq, a predicted model, not a curated record